AGCAAACUUUCUUCUUUUGUCGCAUGACAUGCGUCGUCGUAACUCUUGUAUUUAGCGGCUGAACGGUUCGUAAUUACAGCAUACGUCAGUAUACUUUCCCCUUUUAUUUUUUUCCGGUGAAAACUCAUCGAGCAAUCAUGCCACCCAGAACUGCGUGACAGAUAACAAUUAGUUCAGAGAAACAAAAUGGUGUAUCGCAUAUUUAAUGUCCUUAAAUGCGCUCCAACUUUUUAAAAUCGUGCCGAUAAUGAUGUGCAACCAAGUGCUAAAGCGACAUCCUUUUCCUUUUAAGCAAUUCCGGCUAUUCGAAAAGGAAAAAAAGAAAAAUAUUCAAAAUCGUCUGAUCUCGAGGUCUUUAGUGAAAUUAAAUUGCCGUCGCUUAACUCAUUUAGUAUAACAGCUAGCUGGGAUGGGGAAAGAGCUACAAGAUGAAAACGGUAAAAGUUUUGUAAUUCAUUGAAGAAAGUUAUCGAAAGCUUUCCCGUCUAUCAAAAACGAAUCGCCGUAUGGGAAAUAAAAACGCAAGCGCUAAGAAAAAGCCACGAAAAACUGAAAACUAGGGUAAAACGAAGUGACAGCUAACUCCGGCAGAUGUUCACAAAUACCAACAAGACUUUGGUAAGGAAAAGAUAAAAUAUAAGAAAGAAAAAAAACAAAAAACAAAAAAAGAGUGAGCCGGAAAGGCAUCGAGUUGCACAAAUCACACUGCAUGGCCAGUUCCAAAAGGCUGGACUAUAUAGCCUACAACAAAGAAAACCACAGACGGGGCAUACAACAACGACAGACGAAAAAAAAAAUAUAUAUCUAUGAAAAAUAAUGACGCUAUUAUUUGAUGGUGUGUACCUAGAAAGUCAGAGAUGCCUCGCACCAGAACUGGCGCUAUAUACAUGUCGAAAUGUAAUAGUCAAGUUUCACAUCUCAUCUGUCCAGCACGUUACUUAUAUCUGCGAAAAACACGGAAUAACAUAACGGUACACUGAUACGUUCUCUACGUAAAACUGAAUCUGCAAAGAAGAUGUGCAUCGACCCAAAACGAAUAAGCAUGCUAUCUGUUAUCUGCAGUAGCCAAGUCGAGCAACACAGUUUGAUUAUCACAAAUAAAUUGAAAAACAAAUUUCAAAAAAUGAUGUAAGACACUGGACUGGAUUUUUCAAAAAAAUUACUGUCUUUACAAUGCGUCACAGUCUCGCGUAUGGAAUAACUUUUGCGUCCUUCCAUACACUGAUUCUUGCUGUGAGCGCAGCCGAUAAUAAAACGAACAAAAUUUUCUGUGGCUAACAUUUUUGCUUUUUAUUCCUUUUUUGGGGGGGGGUUGGCGAGUACUAUAUGCUCUUGAUAAAAACCGUAGUCGUUAUGGGCGCGACCUUGUUUCUUGCCUAUUAGAUACCCGAGCGCAUCGUUUUACUACCUAAGAAAUAAGUCUAUUGGGGAAACAUAAAAAAAUAAAUGCGUACGCAUAUGAAGCAGUCCGAAUUGCACGGCUUGCAAGCAUCAAGUCGUGCGACAAAGUCGAAACUAUCAAGAAAAGAAAAAAAAAAUAAAUAAACGGAAUGUAUAGAGAAAGCAGGCUCGGAAAGAUACCAUCUCCUUGGCGAGAGAAGAGCCAAAAAAGACCAGAUGGCUUCGAUACAAAAUCAUGGCGCGCUUCAGUCCCGUACGGCCAGUCUAUUCCCGUUCGCCGUGCAGGACAGAUUGUCUGUAGUGUCGGCUCUCCCAACAAAACAACACACGCAAGUGCCCGAAAUUGUAGUGACCAACUUUGAGUCUAGUGUCACGUUUUUUUCCCGUCAGCAUGGCACUCGCACGCCGCUGAUCCAUCACCAUUUGUACAGCACCAGGUUUAUACUUCACCACGUCACCCGAUUGUUCCUUUUUUUCUUUGGGUAGUUCGUAACGGUUCCAAUCAUCGAGGCACGCGCUACCAAUAGGAUAACCUAUUUGUUACAUCAACAAUGGCAAGAUACAUCGCCUUAGGUGUUUGGUUCAUUACCGGCAUCGCAGUUUUUCUUUUUCUCUUCACCAGCGCGCAGGAGUUGAACUCGAACGCACAAGAUCAAUUCGAUAGUGCAGAGGAAAAUCGACAAUCUGGUCCAGGAUUACAACAAUCCGCUAAUAAUAAUCGACGACGUGCUGGUGGAACUAUCAAAUACAAGAAAAUCAGCGUCAUGAAAAGUGGAAGUGCAUUUGAGAAGCCCGGAUUGUUUGAAGUGCCCGAUUUAGGACCGAAUAAAACCAGGCGGUUGAAACCCAAGACAUCUAAUCGUCACACCAUGAUCUACAGACCCACGAAGAAGAGUUUCCCAUCGCCGAAAAAGGAGAGUCUUGGAUUAUCGACGGCACAAACAACUCCAUCACCGGAAGUGAAAGUACAAAGACUGCCCGACAGUGGCCGAAAUUACGGGACUAAAUCGUGGCAGCAAGUGCAACCCGUUACUGAAGUUAUCAACAGCUUUAUACGGCCGACCAAGCGGAAUCGAGUUCGUGUCAACAACCGGCCUUCCAACGAUAUUACUGCGCCACUAACGACUCCGGCCCCGAAAGUUACACUGGACCCGCUGCGGCCCAUCUCUCGCGUCAGAAGUGGAAGUAGCAUUACGACAACCACCACAUCGGCACCUACGACGACUAAAUUUCUUCGCUUGAGCCGUAAGCCCAACCGAUGGCAAAGUAAUGUGUCAAAUAACAAGAAACACCAGCAGCAGCCCGCAAAACAUCACGGAACUGAUAACAGUGAAUUGCCAUCUUCAGCUAUACCUACAACAACUACUGAAUCAACAACCGUCGCUAGAAUCUCGUCCAGCAGCCCAAAAGUAAAUGUUAUCCAGCUAACGGAAGCCACAGUUAUUAGCGACGCUUCAAACAAAGAUGAAGCUCCAGAAUCGUCGGCUGAAAUCGAACACGUUAAGGAAGAAUCUGCCAUCCGCAAGAUCGCCGCCAAACCGGAUAAAAUUGCGUAUUUUGACAUGAGCGAAUCGCUUUCCCGGCCCAAAGAUUCCAGCCAGGAGCAGCAGAGAACCACCCGGCCGAGACUCCACGUCCCGAAAAAAGAUUCUACCAAUUACGAAAGUCAACGCGAGACCAACAAGGAGCCGAUUUUGCUGCAAACUAAAGAGCAACGAGAGCAACAACAGCAGGAGGAGCAGCAAUUAGAGAAAAACGAAGAUGCGUUACACCAACAACCCGAAGUGUCGGUCCAGUUUCCGAGAGUCAGGCAGCGCCUACCGCAACCCGAGUCGAAUUCUCCGCAGCCAUUUGCAACGGUCGAAGAAACGGAGAAACGACUCGAAAAGUACGAAGCGGAAAAAAACAAGCAGCUGGAUCGGCUGAGACAGAGCAAGAUUCCAGAUGCGGUAAUACAGUUCGCGGCGGAGGAAUCCCCGAGAGCGCGCAUAGUCCCGUCGAGAGCUGAAUAUCAAAACGGACCCGUUAGAAUCAAUUCGGCCCCGCUCAAUGAAAAAGAAGAGUCGGUGCUGGAUUUCACCAGAGUUCCGCCGUCCGAAUUCGGCCAGCGACUGCCACCGGGACAGAAUAGUUUGCCACAGUCGGACUCCCGGCCGGCAUACUACGAGUUUGAAGCAGCUUAUCCGACGCCGGGCAAGGUGGAGCAGCAGAGAUAUGUUUACAAUCCUUCCGCCGGAACGAAAUCGAAUUCCAAUCAAGAGCGAUAUCGCCCCGAGACGGAAUACAAUACAACACCUCGGCCGAAUCACGAUUCGAAUCGAAGGCCUGAAGUGAUUUACAUUCACACGACACCGCGACCUGAAGAAGAGAAAUACCUGAGACCAGAAGUUAUUUACACGAGUCGACCGAAUGCAAAUGAAGACAGGAGACCUGAAGUUAUUUACACAACCCUGCGGCCGAUUAUUCCAAAGGAAGAUCGAAGACCUGAUGUAAUUUACCAGACAACAACUCGACCAAUUGUGAGCGACGAGAAACAGCGAAGACCCGAAAUAAUUUAUACGCCACCGGAGCACGAAUAUCAGCCGCCAUCUGCUUACCUGGCCAGCCAUCAGGGAACUUAUCCGCGUGUGAGAAUCGCAUACCAACCGGCUCCGUCCACCAUCCCACCUCCUCCGGUGACGUAUGAGCCUCCCCAUUUGGAGUUCAUGCCACCGUCGGCCUCUCCUCCGCCCAGGAUUUAUGUCCCGCCAGUGGAAGAGUACAAACCUCCGGCGACAACAGCUGUUGUUUUUCAAGGACUGCGCCCGGAGGAGAAAACGCCAUCUGUCGUCCAUUCGCAAAGAUUUGAAGAUCCUCGAGCGAGCGAAGGUCUACGCAAAUUGGAGGCAAUCAAUUCGUACACUCGUCUAGUCUCGGUUGGCCACCCUUCCGUCAAACAAUUACCGUACCCACCUGAAAGAGAUGGGCCGACGUCUGGAUCCAGUCGGCCAGUCCAACAGCCGGAGCCGAUCGUCAUCACGGUCACGGAAAAUCCGUACAGAUCUUACGAACGGACUCGAGGUGGCAACGAAAAAGGCGAACGAUAUCAAGAGAAACCUUACGUGCUGCACGGAAAUUAUCAACGGGAUCCGGCGGCCGGAAAAUCGCAUUUGGUGGAAAGCGCUUACAUCAUCGGUAGCGCCACUCCGGUGGUGCAUCACGAAAGACCCCGCCCAACUUUCGAAGGAUCUAGUUUAAUAGUUGGCAAACCCUAUCCCAUCAAAGACGAGGGGCCUGUUCAAAUACACGUCGCUACUUACGCUUCUUACGAACGCCCUAAAAGCGAGUCUCUAAUACUCGAAAGGCCAGUCUACUCGUCUCCUUCCGUUGAAAUAAAUACAGGGCGACGUUUCCCAGAUCCUCCUCCGACUUCCGAACGUCCAUCUUACCAGCAGUCUCAUCAAUUGAAUCAACCCAGCAAUCAGCCUUAUCAGUCUUAUCCACCUGAUCAGUCGUAUCAGUCUUAUCCAUCUCAACAAUCCUAUCGGCCUGAUCCAUCGCAACAGUCCUAUCAAGGAGAGCAGUCUCAUCCAUCCCAUCGGCCUGAUCAAUCUCAUCCAUCCUAUCAGCCUGAUCAGUUUCAUCAGUCCUAUCAAUCAAACCAGCCUAGCCAAGCUUAUCAAUCGCAACAACCCAGCCAUCAAUACAAUCAACAGCCUCUACAGUCUAAAGAACCACGCAAACUUAAUUUCCCUCCAUCAGCAUCUGAACGGCCGUAUGUUAUCCACUUGCCAGCGGGGCGGGACGUUAUUGAAGUAAUCGACAAUCGAUACGAAAAUGUGAUCCCAGUCAGCGAGCAGCCUCAGCACAAACAUUACGGGCCGCCAGCAGCGGAUGAGGAAAUUGUGGUGCGGACAGAAAGACCCCCGCAAGAAAUACGUUACGUCGUGACAGAAAAACCGAUGACAGUUACCGUUCGACCUCACGGCGUACCCUCUCCAGAAUCUGAGAUUGCGUAUCAAUCUCAACUAACAAGUGAUCAAUCUAGCCUCCUCAUGUCCAUUUCUGAAACCAAAACAAAUAUGGCGAAAAACCAACAGUUAACGAUACAAGACCAACAGACUCGCCCAGCAGCAACAGAUGUACAGUCUGAUGAACAAAAACCGCAACAUCAUCAACAGCCGGAAUUUCACCAGUCUAAUGUUCCGGCUUCUUUUUACCCGGUUGGCCCAGUGAGAGCAUACCAGGUGACUCAUGCCGUUUACCCGUCACCGCCGCCUAGAUUUUUCCAACUUCCGGGUCCGCUACCAAAUCCUUUCGAGGAUCAGUUUCCAGCAUCUCCACCUUCGUCUACCCCACCGCCACCUACACCACCGCCAACUACACCACCACCACCCACUACACCACCGGGACGACAGCAUCAGCCGAGUUCGUUUGAAAAUCAUUUACCAAAGGGGGACACUUGGGCUGUGAAUCCAUUGUUCCAGAAUCAAGAUCAAUUCCCGAGCAGUCGCCCGUUUGCCAGCAGUAUCCAACCGCUAAUAACCGAGGAAUCACCCCAUUCAUCUGAGAAAGUAGUUCGGUACAGGCCGGCUUCAUUUUAUCAGGAUAACGACAGGCUCAACCGUAGUCUAGCGUAUCAUACAGUUCCAUCGUAUCAGCCACAACUGCUACACGACAGUCCGAUUGUAAUUCACGAAACGUAUCGGGUGAGAGCAGAGGAUUUGACUUACCAUCAGCCACCUGGGAACUACAACGAACCGAAUCCAAUCAGCAAACAAAUCUUUAAUCGGCCGCAGGAAAAUCCUUCGCACCUUCAGCCGACCCCAGUUUAUUACAACAACCAGCCGCAGGAUUCGUACGAUCAUCAGCAACAAUCAGAACAGGAUUUUUCGGGAGUCGAGGGAACACCCGGUGUUGAUUAUCCGAUCUUACACUCAGUCCCUCAUGAUCUGAAAUUCAAAUGCGAGUUGGUGGAUUCACCAAGCACACGCCAUCCGGCCUACUAUGCCGAUCCUUAUACCCGAUGCCAGGUGUUUCAUGUAUGCCAAUCUAAUCGCGCCAAAAAUUCAUUUCUCUGUCCCAAUGGCACAAUUUUCAACCAGAAGGUUCGGGUUUGUGACUGGUGGCACAACGUGCAAUGCGAUGAGUCUUCGGCAUAUUAUAACGUCAACACUGAUGACGAGAAUAACUACCAGUUUAAACUUUCAUCCCAUUGAAGCCGUUUUUGAACAUAAUAAAAUUCCCUUCAUCAUCAUCAUCAUUGCGUAUACAUAAUUACAUUUGUGGCAAUCGGAAUCCAUCGACGUUUUUGUCAGAUUGCAUUUUGGCCGGUAUGGUAAUUAACAAAUUAUGAUAUUAUGUAUGUCAUAUUGUCUGAACGUUCAUUCGUAAACAAAGCGCUUUUCACUGUACACGCAGCCCGAGCUGGUCUCCGGCCUCCAACGAUAUGUUAAUAUAUUUUAAACAACUCAUUUGUAAAUCUAAUUUCACGAAAUUAAACCUACUUCAAUGAAAAUAAACUACGUAAUCCUU
Daphnia pulex (common water flea) is the source of this 6915-nucleotide messenger RNA. Its product is annotated as titin-like. Gene Ontology annotation, cellular component: extracellular region. The coding region runs from base 1953 to 6599 and encodes 1548 amino acids. Lineage: Eukaryota; Metazoa; Arthropoda; Branchiopoda; Diplostraca; Daphniidae. Gene Ontology annotation, molecular function: chitin binding. The transcript is spliced from 6 exons. The record is from RefSeq and is a predicted model, not a curated record.